This is a messenger RNA of Actinia tenebrosa (Australian red waratah sea anemone), 3771 nucleotides long. Its product is annotated as protein inturned. The record is from RefSeq and is a predicted model, not a curated record. Gene Ontology annotation, cellular component: cytoplasm; cilium. Gene Ontology annotation, biological process: establishment of planar polarity; nervous system development; cilium assembly. Gene Ontology annotation, molecular function: protein binding. Lineage: Eukaryota; Metazoa; Cnidaria; Anthozoa; Actiniaria; Actiniidae.
UAGGCCGCGGGUUUGGUCAGUAAUAAGUAGGGCUAACUUUAUAUCAUUUAAGUUAAUAUCCUCAAUUUUUUGCCUUCGUAGCCUCUAACACAUACCAUUAAGAACUCGUUUAAAAUGAAAAAGAUGAUAUUGUUUCGUUCUUAUUGCGUACCCUGUAUCUGAUGGACGCAAACCGGUUCAAUUUUCAACGACUUUACUAGACUAAGCUCUCGUCUCACCGAAAGGCUUAUAUGAUAAAAGAGUUUUGGCGGCCGGAUGAAGAGCAACUCUUAACUGUGUUGAACUGAUAGCUCAACUGAAAUUUGUUUAAAAAGAGAGGACGAAAGCUUGUGUAAAGAUCUUGAUAAAGGUCCAGUCACAUCUGAAAUUCUUGGGUCUCGUUUUUCCUCGAUGCGCAGAGAUACACAAACCAGGAACUUCCGGUCUACAGUAUCGAGAUGGCCCCAACCGAAGCGACGAAAAAGAAGCAGAAGACUGUCCGAAAAUGACACGAAGCUGAUUAAAGAAACAAAGUUUGAGGAACCUCCCUGGGCAGGGCAGGUCCAGGACAAGGGUGACCUUUUCUACAUCGAACCUUUUAGAGAAUCAUCAUCUCCUCCUUCGAAUGAUCUUGAACAUCUACAGAUAAAUGGAGAGAUCCCUAGCAAGGACAAAAACAAUGCUGUCUUUAAAAAAUUAACAAGUGUGAAAAGAAUUCUACCGAGCUUACGGAAGGACAAAAAUGAUGAUAAAAAAACUGACCAGAGAAACAAUCUCAAGAACAGCUUAACAGCUGAUGGACUUGAUAUGUCGAAAGGAAAAGAAAAAACAAGAUCAAACUGUAUAAAAAAGGAUGUCCAUGUCAUUGUAACACCACCAAAACUUGGGUCUGGCAGAAAUCAGAGCCUAGAGACACUAUUGGGGAUUAUUCCUGGACGAGAUAAGACUGGAAGAUUGUCACAGAAUGAUAGUUAUUCUGGUUCGAGGAUAUACAUCAAGGGUUUUGUACCUGAUGGACCAUCUUUGAAGUGUGGAGAGCUUAGAAUAGGUGAUGUGAUUCUUGCUUUGAACAAGCUAGAUUUAAACUCUAGUAAUGUACACACUAUACUUGCAGCCAUCACAGGACCUAUGGAGAUAAUCCUCACAAUACAGAGGUUUAAUCAGCCUCCCACACCAGUCAUUUCAUCCAAUACACCAACCAAAGAUGACAGUCAUUUGAUACAGUUGAUAAGUGGACAGCCUAGUGUGCAACCUAGACUAGAUCUGAGAGGAUUGCCUCAUCUUGUGAUGUAUCUUAGCAUAACAAGCAGUGAGGAUGAUGAGCCUAAUAAGGACAUACUCUACCAAUAUCCUAUGACAGAAGAGGCAGCUAGUUUGUUGGCUGUAAGAGGUGUGUUUCUAACUCUGAGUGAUUUACUGAUAUCUGUGACUGGAGGGCAUGCUCAAAGUUCGACUUUGAUGCUAAAGAAAAAACUUGUCAAUAUCGGCUACUACAAGAGUGGGAAACAUGUUCUUAUCAUCUGUUUGCCAUCAGAGAAGGUAUCACUUCUACAGCUCAAGAAGCUAAUGACUGACAUCAGCAGAGUACUUCAUGUCAUCUUUGGAUCUAUUGACAGGGCAUUUUGUGAUGGAGGUAACAAAGGACGACUAGACCACUUUUUUGCCUUGUUAUUUGAGAGUACUCUGGGGGCGAGAACUAAAGAGAAUACCAGUGUUCAUCUGUGUGACUCCUUACCUGGUGUCAGAUGGUUGAACCUGCCUACAACAACCAUGGUGAACAUCAAUUGCUGCUUGAGUGAGUUAGAGGCUGCAGAUUAUGGAGAAUUAGUAGAUGAAUUAUUUCAAAUUAGAAGACUUUAUACAAUUUUGGGAUCAUGCAUAUUUUAUAAGGGGAUGCUACUGGCAAAUCAUUUAGUUUCAGAGGAUUUUCAAGAUAUUUUAUUAUAUUGUAAAUAUUAUUGUUUAUUAAAUGUUGGACAAGAACAGAGAAUAGGACAACUUGUUGUAUGGAAAGAGAUAUUCUUAUCAAGAAGACGUCACAGAGACAACAGAACAGAGUACAGGGAGCCUUCUGGCAGACACUUUCUUCUUAUUGUGGGACGAAAACACAUGUUGUUGUGUGUUUUGCUGGAAGCUGGAGGCAUGGCAAGAAAGGCUGAAGGUCAUCCUGGUCCAGAUUCAUAUUACGUAGAACAGCUAAAGAACACUUUGAUGCAGAUAGAAACACUUGAUGUGGCAUCUGUCUGCGAAUCAAGCAUUCACAGUACGCGAAGCCCACCAAUCUCCUCUGCAGAUGUUCUGCUGUCAUCACCAUCAUUGACUUCAAACUUGGAACGUAACUCUUUGGGUAUAACCAUCCCAGGGUCCCCACCCCAGUGGAGAAGGCAUGGCAGUCUAGACAGCCUUAAGCUACCAGGUGAUGAGCUGGAUUCAUCAGACAGUGGUAGUCUCCCAUCUGGAAUCAAGAGAAGAGGGUCUGAUAGCUCUGGUAGUGUCAAUAGUCUUACAGCUAAAGGCAAAAUGAGGUCCUUCCGAUCCUUGUCUUCGCUGCUGUCUGUGGGCUCGCUCAGGAAAAGUUUUACUGAAAGCCCCUUCGAGAUAUCUCACUCACAUAACUCAAGGCUAACAAGUGGUAAAGAGAACACACUACUCAAUUAUGUCACAUUCGAUUCGUUCAAUGGUGUGUUAGUCUGUCCCAUAUCAAACGAUCCAACGUUUCGUUGUGGUACAGUCCAUACUGAAGUACUUAAGACAUUCCACAACACUUGCCUUACUAUUCGUAGACUGUUUCUUCCCUAUUACAAACAGAGAUUAAAAACUUCCAGCAGUAAAAACAAAGAUAGAUCGUUCUUUACCAGCAGUGGUCCAGAGGGAGUCAUAGAACACGGAGUCCAGUUCCACAGGGUUCCCGACAGUAACACGGAGCAGAAAAAGUCAUCAGCGAUUCUAAAAUACUGGGUUAUCGGACGUCUUUUUGGAGGAGAACAUCCAAAGGAAUUUUACGUGUGCUAUCACAGUUCAGUUCCGCAGAAUACUGUAGAGAUGGCGUUCAAGCUGGGCUUUGGUGUAACCCUCUGACAUUUAUUCAUCUGAAACACAGAUCAAACAGUGAUGGACAUUAUGAGAAAUGCCUGUUGAUUCAUAGCAAGAGAUUUAUGAAGUUCCAGUAAAAUGAUUGGAGUAGUAAUGUAGGGCAGCAAAAAGUUGGACCAACCACGUGACGAGAGACGGACAGACAGAAUUCUGUCUGUCCGUCUCUCAUCACGUGGUUGGUCCAACUUUUUGCUGCCCUACAUUACUACUGCUGGUCACAAUUUUGCUAACAUCACUAAGGAAGGCCAUAUUCUCUUAGUCGUAAAAAUAGGCAGAGUUAUUUGAGAUAAUAUACGGAAUUACAAACACAUUACAAACAAUAUAUCAACUCGCAUAUGUGCACAAAGAUUUGACUAUGAAUAGAACAAUACAUUUAUGAGAAUCAUAUUCUUUAUUACCAUUUAACUAGUUAAUUUUACUAGUGGUAUGCAGUUGCGCCAAUGUGAACAUUUUCUGUUACAUUAGAUGACAAUGCAUUUAACCUGCUCGUAGAGGAAGUCUCGUGCUCAAACUACUCACCCUCUGAUCUUGGUUAGUUGGGUAUCAUGCAACAUCAUCCAGCAUUGAGAAGACUCCGAAACUUCCUUUUGUGUAAAUCUCAUGAUUCAUAAAACAAACAAACAACAGCAACAACAAAAGAUUAUUAAUAAAUUUUAUUAGAAAGAAGUUACAGCAGAAUAAAUAUUUUCAAAGCUGAAA